AUGUGGUAUCCGUACUCAAAGGGUAUGACACCCUUCGAAAGGUGCAAAGCCCGAUGGGCGAUGUACGCGCGGCUUGGCCAGGGACAUGCGCCGGGUGCCGUGCGAGGCCCACCCUACAACGGCCGCGGCACUAGAAGCGCCAGUCGCGGUGGAACAGCCGCUGUGUCUGGACCACAUUCCAUCUCCGAGGGUCAGGUACAGCUUUCACAAGGAGGAGGACAUGGACAAGUUGGAUUUCAUCUGGGAAAAGCCCUUGGUAAGUUUCAUCUCCCUCCUUUGCCCUCUUCCAUCUCCCUUUCGUGGAGACCGCCUCAUUUAUCAAGCCGGGAGCCCGAAUGA
Messenger RNA from Colletotrichum tamarilloi, 339 nucleotides. RefSeq lists its product as uncharacterized. The record is from RefSeq and is a predicted model, not a curated record. The coding region runs from base 1 to 339 and encodes 112 amino acids. NCBI's taxonomy places the organism in Eukaryota, Fungi, Ascomycota, Sordariomycetes, Glomerellales, Glomerellaceae. The transcript has a single exon.